UCAGCUGCAUAUAUUAUCAUUCCUUUGUUGUGUUUAUAUGCUGUGACUCAGUGCGAAACCGUGAUAAAAGCACAAAAUUGAAACGAAAUUUAGUCGGUCACCAAAAUUACAAGUGUCAAGAUGUCCCUGGUUUCAGAUGAGGAGUGGGUGGAGUACAAGUCCAAGUUCGAGAAGAACUACGAGGCGGAGGAGGAUCUGAUGCGUCGUAAGAUCUACGCCGAGUCCAAAGCCCGGAUUGAAGAACACAAUCGGAAGUUCGAGAGGGGCGAAGUGACUUGGAAAAUGGGAAUCAAUCAUUUGGCUGAUCUCACGCCCGAGGAAUUUGCUCAACGUUGUGGCAAAAAGGUGCCACCGAAUUAGAAAAAUAAUUUCGAGUUAAUCUCAUUUUAAGCAGACAUUUGGUAAAGACACGAAUCUCUCUGUAAUUCUAUAAAUAUGCAUUUGUAUUUUUAAAUGUUUUUUGUUUCAACCACCCCCAAAUAAACAAUAAAUCAGCUGUUUUAUACAUUUCAAA
Drosophila yakuba is the source of this 514-nucleotide messenger RNA. RefSeq names its product protein CTLA-2-beta (gene cer). The record is from RefSeq and is a predicted model, not a curated record. NCBI's taxonomy places the organism in Eukaryota, Metazoa, Arthropoda, Insecta, Diptera, Drosophilidae. The transcript is spliced from 2 exons. Bases 121 to 360 code for a protein of 79 amino acids.